Molecule: messenger RNA, 2865 nt
Organism: Penicillium nucicola
Lineage: Eukaryota; Fungi; Ascomycota; Eurotiomycetes; Eurotiales; Aspergillaceae
Exons: 2
Coding region: 1-2865 (954 amino acids)
Molecular function (GO): microtubule binding
Source: RefSeq, a predicted model, not a curated record
AUGCCUCCAUUGAGGGAUUUCGAUGAAGAUUCGUUUUCACUGACAAAUAUUGAACACGAAAUCAUGGGUACUUCCACACGCCGUGUCGACGAGCCCGAGCUUGACUACGAUAUCCACACUUCAACCCUCGACCAAGCCUUCCCUGAUUUCUCUCAAAUACAGACCUCCGAAGAAGAAGGAGAGGAGCUUACCGUCAGCGAUAUCGAGAUGUCUGUCGAAUUGGGACGCGGUGCGGGCAAGGCGGGACGCGACGACUCGCGAAGCUCUGUGAUGAGCUUCGAAAACAGUGUCCGCUCUUCUUCACCUGCAAUUCGCGUCGAAUACCCAACACCACAAAAGCCCAGUACGCGCCCACAACGUCGCGCUAUGAGUGAAAAUCUCCGAAAGAAUGCUCAAGUGCGGCGAGCGACCCAAGCGCAGAAGGAAACUAUGAGUCCGCAAGUAUCAAAGUCCCAGCGCGACCAGCGCCGAACAUUUUCAGAUAUGCACGCCAAAGUGCGUGACAACUACGAUGGCUCUUUCCUGGGCGAUGAACGCCCAGCCCCAGUUUCAACAAAGACGCGCUCGACGCGUUUCGGAAAUGCCAACACCUCGCAAGAGAUCGCAGACGCCGUUGAGCGAGCUUCGCGUGAUGCCUAUGCUAAGGAGCUGCGCAAGUCCACAUCAGGUACUCCUCGCAAGCCUAGUGCCAAUGCAGUCAACAACAAUAUUGGUGAUACUAUGACCCAUCAAUCAUUCCUUCUCCCUGACCUCCCUAAUAUCUCCGAACUCGUGUCUGGUGUGUACGAAGAUGGCACGCCUGUCUAUAAUCGCCAGGGCAAGAUGCGCUCCACUCGGUUUGUUUCACCACUGCAUGAUCACACCGAAAUGUCUCUACCCCAUGAUCAUUUCCCACUGGACGCAGUGCCUGUUCCUGAAGAUGAAAAGGCCUUGUUCGUUUCAUUGAGACUGCUCCAGGAUAAAGUGGCCGAACUGAAUAUGUGGAAGUCUGAUGCCGAAAGGCGAAUGGAAAACUAUCGCCAGGAGAACGCCUCUCUAAAAUCGAGCAAGACCCGCCACUCAGUCAAGUAUGAUUCGGAGGACAAUGAGCACAAGAAGGGAUCUAAGCGUUUGGCGAAUGAGAAUCAGAAAUUGGAAGCAGCCAAUCUUGAAUUACAAAACCAGCUAGACAUUGCCGAUCGAAAGGCUCAGGUUCAAGAAUCCGCCAUCAAGCGUCUGAAUCACGAGAGAGAGUCUGCAAUUUCCCAACUUGGCGCAGCUUAUCUCGAAAAUAGAGAACUCAAGACCGAUAAUGAGGAGUUACGGCAGGAGAAUGCGGAUCUCAAGUCCCAGAUUUCUCGGUCUUCGCACCGCAAGAACCGCGAACAGGACACCCUCGAAUCUGAGGCUAGCUCGACCGUCUCCGAUGCCGACGACAGCCAGCUGUACACUGAGCGCAGCGCUGACAUGAGUCGCAGCACUAAGGAUCUCACAUCCAAGAGUGCUCGCUCUCAUAUCAAGAGCAGACGUCAGGAUGAUUCGCGUUCUAAGGUGUCUAACCAGGUGGACAAGGAGAUUCACCGCCUCGAGAAGGAACGGGCUGAUGAGGCUCUUUUCUCGAUCGAAGUGCCCACUCCAAGGCGCACCUCGGGUUCCAAGUCCUCGAAGCCGACGACUCGCACAGUUGAGGCAAAGAGCUCCCGGAAACAGCCCAACACUAGCAAGCAGCGCGUCAAGCGCGUUGUGGUUGAGGAUGUGAGCUCGCCAGUUGAGGUGACUGAGCAGACAAAGGAAUCUUCUGAUGCUGAUUACACCUUGUUGAGUGUCAUUGAUGAACAUGAAAUUGCUCGUCUGCGCAAGACCCUGGAAGAGGAAAGACUGAUGCGCAAGCAGCGCCGCUCAAGUAUUCCCAAGGAAAGCAACCCCACAGAGACUGUCAACUCAACCAGACAGAGCAUAUUGAAAACUCCUGCUCCUCGCAAGUCGUCCAUUCGCGAGAGCAAGCCAAUCAUCCCUCGUCCAGCGUCUGCUGCCGGUGAUAUCACCACUGGCUCAAGAGCAACCACUGAUGGAGAGACGAGUCUUACCGUUCCAAUUGUGGAGCGUUCGAGGCGUCACUCAGAUAUCUCCUUGCCCCCAACCACCCCUCUCAAGAAGACACGUCCUGCUCCUGACAUGACCUCUGCCUUCAUCCUUCCUGAUAUUACUCUCCACCACGCCGACUUGGCGGCCAACGACCCAUCGAAGCUGCCCCAGGCUACUCAAAAGGCGUUGGACAGCCUUGCCCAGCACGACGGCAAGAACUGCACUGUCUGUCAUGGCCGCUCGAAUGACAAUGAAUGCAACCACGAGCCAGUCAAGGUUCCCAAGCCUGUUCCAGUGUCGGAGCGCAUGCCUAAGCCCUCAGUAUACAACGAGGAACCGACAAUGCGCCCAUCGCAACCCCCUGCCGUCGCCCUUGCCACCGUUCUCAAGAGCCUUGAGGACGAACUCUCUCACCUGAAGAUGCAACUGGCAACCUACCAAAGCGCCUUCAACAAGCUUGACGCAUCCCUCGGCAAGCGACCCCGCAAGGCUCUCCUCGAAAGGAUCGACAAGCUCCUCAAGGACGUCGACAUGAAGUCUGACCAGAUCUAUGCCCUGUACGAUGUGCUCGAGGGCCAAAAGCAAGACGGCCACGAGAUUACCGAGCAAGAAAUGGAAAUGACCCUUGAAUCUAUCGGUAUUGAUUUCGGCGCAUCCCACGCACCGGAUAUGACAGGCACCACUGACAAGUCCUCUCGUCACACUGAUCAAAUUGAUCUUGAUGACGAAGAGGAUUUGCCUUGGGAGGGUAUUGAGAGUACUACUGAGAUGACUGGACAUCUCUCUAUUCGCGGUCACUAA